AUGGGCUUGCUACCGCCUUCCCUCGUGCCCUUUUUUUACUCUCUGUUGGUGGUCGCGUGCCUAUCGUCGAAACUACUACAUCUCGCGCAGCACGAGCAUUCGCUGCCGCUCGCCGAGUUUCUGAUAUACCUGCCUACGCUUUUCUUCCAGGACGCGCUGGUGAUAUGUCUGGGACGGUUGUUGCUGCGCGGGCCAGAUGGUGUUUUGCAGUGGUUUAGCUGUGUGGUGGGCGCGCUCAUGGCAGUCAUCACCUUCGCAUCGUCAGCCAUGCAGAUAGGCUUUUUCUGGGAAACCGGCUCGCAGAUCGAAUGGGGCGCCAGCGGCAGUUUUCUGCGCGAUCCGGCGGCGAUGAAGAUACUGCUAAGUGGCGUGCGCAGCGUGGCGUUGUCGGGGGUCAUGUUGUUUCUGAUCGCAUACUUGACGACGCCGUAUCUGUAUACCAUGACUGGAGGGUUGUUGACAGCUGGGCGUGGUUUGCUGGGGGGGAAUAACAACGGGGCGGCAGCUUCUUCUUCUUCUUCUUCUUCUCUAGAUGUGCUGCCCACGACGACAGUGAACGCAACGACGGAAUCUUCUUCCAUGCGCAAGUCGAGUAAUGGUAGCUCCAACAACCGCAACCGCGGCGUGUCUGUGUCGACGGCAGUUAUAAUCGUUGUAUUUCUUCUCUUCCUUCGUGUUCGUCGACCGCGGUUGCCGUACGAUCAUCUCGCCUCGACGCUGCCGUUUGCCCUGUCCGCGGCCUUUCACAGACACCCAGCACAUCACGGCUGUCCGCAGUCUGGAGUAACUCCAUUCCCCUUUCCGGAACUCGUCGAGCCUGCGCGCUGGGAGCGUCCUGUGGGACAUUACCCAGGCUGGAUUCCUGAUCACAGCUGGCCGUCAUCGUGGCCGAAAUGGCUGCCGGAGCAUCCACCGCCGGGGUUUAGUCGUUGGGCCAAGCAGAUGAAAAAGAAUACAGAUAAUAAACACGGACAUGGACACGGACAGCAGGACGAAAAAAGUGAAUGUAAAGAACAAACAGCGACGUACAGUGCGGCGACCGACCCGUCCAAGAUUUCGAAUCUGGACAAUGAUAUUUACAAACAACUAAAAACCGCGUUUGACCAGCACUCGGUACGUAUUGAGCAUAUCGUGCUGCUCACGCUGGAGAGCGCGAGGAAGGAAACAUUCCCUAUGAAGCAAGGCACAGACCUGUACGAUAUGGUGCUUGACACGUUCGACCAAAAGAAACGCGCUGCGGGUAUUGACAGGCUGUCUAGCAUGACGCCGACGGCGCAGAUGGUGACGGGCGAGUUUGCGACGAACAGUACUGGUCAGACGAACACGUUUGACGACUGGCCGUGGCAUGCUGAAGGAGGAGCAGGAGGAGGAGGAGGAGGAGGAGGAGGUGAUGGUGGGAUUAAUAUCAAGGGCGCCAUGACGGGCAGCUCGCUGACGCUCAAGAGUUUGUUGAGCAGCCACUGCGGCGUGAUGCCGCUGCCAGUCGAUCUGCUCGAAGAAGCCAAGCUGGAUAUUUACCAGCCGUGUCUGCCGCAUAUUUUGGGUCUGUUUGACUCGAAAAAGACAGGCCGCCCAAACAGCCAGCAGAGGUUUGACGAAAGACAGUGGAGGUCGGUCUUUGUGCAGUCAUCGACAGACUCGUACGACCGCCAGGCUCUGAUGACGCGACGCAUGGGCUUUGACGAGUCCAUUGCCAAGGGCACGCUGGACGACCCAGACUCCAAAUACUAUCCUCCUCGCAGCGCCGAGAUCAACUACUUUGGGUACGCCGAAGAAGAGCUGGAGCCGUAUCUCAAGGACGUCAUCUUCGCAGCGGCCGAGAACAAGACACGCCUGUUUCUAUCGCAUAUGACCUCGACCACGCACCAUCCAUGGAACGUGCCGGCCACAGUCCACCGCGAGGACUAUUUUGGACAGGAAAAGGUGAAGCACAAGGACCUGAACGCGUUUUUCAACACGGUGCACUAUGUCGACCGCUGGGUCGGCAAGAUCCUAAAGUAUCUCGAGGAGGCACGCAUUGCCGAGCAGACCCUGGUCGUGAUAGUCGGAGACCACGGACAAGCGUUUGAAGAAGACGACUGGACACAAGGAACGUACGAGAACAGCCACAUCAGCAACUUCCGUGUGCCGCUGGUGUUCCGCCAUCCUCGUCUGCCGCGCAUCGAGGUCGAGGCCAACGCGACGUCGCUCUCGAUUGUGCCGACCAUUUUGGAUCUGCUGGUGCACAGCAACUCGCUGAACGCGCACGACCGGCGUAUCGCCGAGUGGCUGGCGCCGGAGUACCAGGGCCAGUCACUAGCACGGCCGUUCAAAAAUUCGCAGAGUGGACGGCGAAGCUGGAACAUGGGCAUUAUCAACGCCGGCGGCAGUCUGCUCUCGCUAACCAGCGCCGGCGAUCCGUACCGUCUGGUCGUGCCGGUGCAGAACAGCUCUUCUGUUGCUGGCGACAAGGUGUUUGAGUAUCGCUUCACGCACACGGGCAUGGACCCGGCAGAGAAGCUGGCGCUGGAGCGUUGGAGUUUGGACGAGCUCGUGCCAGCCGUAAACAAAUUUUAUGGCGCCGAGGCCGCGCGCUGGACGGAGAGUGCGGCGCUGAUGGGGCGCUGGUGGAUUGACGAGCAGAAGCGGAUCUGGAAUUAUCCCUAG
Messenger RNA from Talaromyces rugulosus, 2646 nucleotides. RefSeq lists its product as uncharacterized. Bases 1 to 2646 code for a protein of 881 amino acids. The transcript has 2 exons. The record is from RefSeq and is a predicted model, not a curated record. NCBI's taxonomy places the organism in Eukaryota, Fungi, Ascomycota, Eurotiomycetes, Eurotiales, Trichocomaceae.